This is a messenger RNA of Ananas comosus (pineapple), 1388 nucleotides long. RefSeq lists its product as uncharacterized. Bases 195 to 1031 code for a protein of 278 amino acids. Lineage: Eukaryota; Viridiplantae; Streptophyta; Magnoliopsida; Poales; Bromeliaceae. Gene Ontology annotation, biological process: endocytosis. The record is from RefSeq and is a predicted model, not a curated record. The transcript has 4 exons. Gene Ontology annotation, cellular component: membrane; clathrin vesicle coat.
CCACUCUCUCUCCUCCCCCAUUUCUCCCUUCGCUCCCACGUCUCCGCGUCGUCGCCUUUUUCACCUCACCACACCCCCUCCAAACCCUUCAAAUCUUCCCGAUCCCCCCAUCCCAAUCUCUUCCCCGAUCCCCUCCCCACCCUCUAUCCUCCGAUCUCCGAAAAGAUUUUGAUACUUGUGUAGAUUGAUCUCCAAUGUUAAGCGAGAAGAUGUCGUCCUCCUUUGACGAAGAGGAGGCGUUCGAGCACACGCUUCUGGUGGUGCGUGAGGUGUCGGUGUACAAGAUCCCGCCCCGCAGCACCAGCGGCGGGUAUAAGUGCGGCGAGUGGCUCCAGUCGGACAAGAUCUGGUCGGGGCGCCUCCGCGUGGUGUCGUGCGGUGAGCGGUGUGAGAUCCGCCUUGAGGACCCCAACUCUGGGGACCUCUUUGCCGCCUGCUUCGUCCUCCCUGGCCAGCGCGAAAACUCGGUCGAGACCGUGCUCGACUCGUCCCGAUACUUCGUGCUCAAGAUCGAGGAUGGCCAGGGCAAGCACGCCUUCAUCGGUCUAGGGUUUAAUGAGCGUAAUGAAGCGUUUGAUUUCAAUGUCGCGCUAUCUGACCAUGAAAAGUAUGUUAAGAGGGAGCAUGAGAAGGAGGUGGAGGGCGAGGAGAGCGAGGAGAGACAGAUUGAUAUCCAUCCUGCAGUGAACCAUAGAUUGAAGGAAGGAGAAACCAUCAGGAUAAAUGUGAAGAACAAGCCGACUAGCGGGAGCGGCAUGCUUUCGGUGGCUGGAAAGCAAAAGGGGUGUGGGCUUCUCGCACCACCUCCUGGUGGAGCCGGAAAGAUUAGGACUCCUCUCCCGCCCCCACCUAAUGACCCUGCAGUUGCCAGGAUGACUGCCGGACAAACUGCUGGACUGAAGCCUCCAAAAGAAUCUACAAGGCGCAGUGCCGAUCCCUUCUCUGAUCUUUCGGCUAUUGAGCGAAGCCUACCGAGUACGACCGGAUCAGGAACAGCGAAGAGUACAGCAUCUGGAUGGGCGGCGUUUUGAGGUCGCACUACUAUCUUAUUAUGUUCAUAAGCUUUGUUUGAGGGAACAAGACAGAUACCAAGCAUGCAACCAUGUCCUUUUUCCCUUCCCCCCUUUAAAAUCAGAUAGCGCAUUGCAGGAUUUGCAUCCUCACUCAUACUCUAAUAAAAUUUACAAUAAUAUGCUACCUUCUUCUUUUAUUUUUCUUUUUUUUCCUUUUUAUCCUGUAUGGGUUAGAAGCUCCAGAUUAAGAUGUAUAUGAGUUUGCUGUCACUCUCGAAUGCACGACCAUAUGGGCAAAAUUUCUUGUAUAUUUAUGUUGGAUCGACUUACCUCUUGAAUUUGACCCCGCUUUAUCCAAUUUGAUUUGCCUCUGAA